Messenger RNA from Scleropages formosus (Asian bonytongue), 2981 nucleotides. RefSeq names its product ceramide synthase 1-like. Lineage: Eukaryota; Metazoa; Chordata; Actinopteri; Osteoglossiformes; Osteoglossidae. The coding region runs from base 665 to 1738 and encodes 357 amino acids. Gene Ontology annotation, biological process: ceramide biosynthetic process. Gene Ontology annotation, cellular component: membrane. Gene Ontology annotation, molecular function: sphingosine N-acyltransferase activity. The transcript is spliced from 7 exons. The record is from RefSeq and is a predicted model, not a curated record.
CGCAUGCGCGAGCUGUCCUCCAUUGACGAGCGCAGCUCGAGCCUCAGCUCGCGCCUCAGCUCUUCUCGGGGGCGCGAAGAGCGAUGUGCGCGGACGGAGGGAACCGCGGACACAGCGGCACCGCGCGACGAUCUGCGCGCUUCUCCUUGAUCUAGUGACCAUUUCAGCGCGAGCCGGAGCCUCUGAUGCGCCCGAAUGUUUCCGGCUGGACCCCCGCCCCCUCCCGCUCCCCCCACCGCUAACAUCGGACACUUCGGCUUGAUUUAGCGGGAGACUCGGAGACGCAGUGAGGAGGAAGAGGCAGCGCGAGAGCCGCGCAGGCGUCACUUCAGCACGUUCGCUACGUUCGCGACGAGUUCGCCUCCUUUCUUCACCUCGUCACGCGUGCGAGUCCCCUUGCUGUCGCGUGACGGGCGGCGGAAGGGACGUCACGUGUCCACCUGCUCCGCGCUGAGGCUCCUGUUGGUGUUUCUCUUCUGUGUUUCAUAUUUUAUAUUUAUUUCCUCUGUGUCUGUCAAUGGUCAGCGGGGCUCGUCCGUGGGGGGGGGGUCGGCACAGGGUUGCCUGAGAGUGUGUGUGUGUGUGUGUGUGUGUGUGCGCGCGCGCAGGACCCCCCCCCCGCCCACCACCACCUUCUCGCACACGCAGGCGCGCUCCGACAGCCAUGGAGCGCCAUGAGGAAGCGCGGCUCCGGGUUCGAGCCGUGCAGCCCAUGCCGGGCUACGCGGACCUCGUGUCGCGGACGUACGGCGCCAUGGUGGCGGCGACGCGGGCCUGCGACGACUGCGGCCUCGAGCGCUCUGCGCGCACCCUCCGCGACAACGCCCACCUCACCUGGGCCGAGCUGGGCCUCUUCCUGCUGGGCGCGCUCCUGUGGACGACGGCGCGCCGCACCUUUACCGCCUGCCUCUUCCAGCCUCUCGCUCGGUGGUGUUGCCUUCAGCCCAAAGAUGCAGUGAAGACACCAGAGAGUGCCUGGAAGCUCACCUUCUACACCCUGUCUUGGUCCUACAGCUUCUACUUGCUCUUCUGCACCCACUACUCCUUCUUCCAUGACCCACCUUCUGCCUUCCAUGGCUGGAAGAGUGGCAUGCCAGUGCCCAGAAACAUCGCCAUUGCCUACCUGAUCCAGGGCAGCUUCUAUGGCCAUUCCAUUUAUGCAACCAUUUACAUGGACAUCUGGAGGAAGGACUCGGUUGUCAUGGUCGCACAUCACGUGAUCACCCUGGCGCUGAUCACCUUCUCCUACGCCUUCAGGUAUCACAACAUCGGCAUCCUGGUCCUCUUUCUCCAUGACAUCAGUGACAUUCAGCUGGAGUUCACCAAGCUCAAUGUCUACUUGAAGACCAGAGGAGGGGGCUACCAUGUGGUCAAUGAAGUCAUCUCCAAUGUGGGCUGUGUCACCUUCUGUGUCACCUGGUUCUGGUUCCGUCUUUACUGGUUUCCCCUCAAAGUGCUGUAUGCAACCUGUAUCGGCAGCCUGGAGGCCGUGCCCAAUAUCCCCUUCUACUUCUUCUUCAACGCGCUUCUCUUUGCACUUCUCCUCAUGAACAUCUACUGGUUCCUGUUCAUUGUGCUGUUCGUGGCUAAGGUGCUGACAGGGCAGAUGCGGGAGCUCGGUGACGUGCGUGAGUACGAGGAAGAAGGUGAGCGGAGGAAGGCGUCUGUCCUUGGCAAACACUCGGGGAAAGAGAGGACUCGUGUGCAGAACGGCAUCCUGAAGGACAAACAUCUAUAAAGGGCUCAUUAGUGCCACCUGUGGAGAGCUGUUGUAACUGCAGGAGGCCCAGCUGAGCUACAGCUUAACUGCGAAGUAGAUCAGCAAAAAAAUACCGUAGUCGACUACGAAGUUGUAGUUGUAGUUACUGUUUUAGCUGUUUUAAUAGCACUGUGAAUGUUGUUUUGGUACACCCAUAGCGACUGACCCUGACCAACAGACUCUCGUGAUGCAGCUCAACAUGUGGGAAGGGGUCACUUGUGUUCAGUCAGUGUUUAAGGGCACAGAGAAGAGCUCGAAUGUUGUUUGUGUGUGACGCUCGGCGGUUGUGCUGUGACAAGUAGCCUUAUGUAAAUUUAAUCCGGACAGUGGGUGUCACAGAGAGGUCGCAACCCCUGUCGUCCAGAUGUGUUGUCCUGCGUUUCCGGGUGAAGAGCAGCGGCGCGGGUGCAUGGGGUGCUGCUCCGUGUCACCUUUCACAGCCCGUUUCGCAGGACGAUGCUGGCAUGUUGCAGGCAACUUCACUUUCCCGCUUCUUUUUUCACCAAUAGUGUGGAGCACUGAGCGUGAGGCACCGAGAGGAAAGGGAGACUGUCUACGUGAAGCAGAGCCACGGAGCUGUUCGGGUUGCCUUUUACCUCGUGUCACACAAUUUCUUCAGGUGAAGUCUGUGUCUCCAAAAGAGCCGUACUGGACGGCUGUACUGCGCUUCACUUUCGUGGAGCCUUGAACCAAACGGGGAGGCGAGACGCCGAAAUGAGGUGGACUGCAGUGUGCUACUCAUCUGUCUAUGACCGUGUAGACAAAGCUUAAUCCGUCCGUGGCGUCCUGCAGGAACCCUCAAACUCUGACAGAGUGGUACCACGGUCGCGAAUGCCAUUGCACAGGAGGACAGCACCGAUCUGGGCCUGCGGAGCUUGUCUCCUGGUGCGGGACGUGCGGCAGCGAUCCAUUCAUUGUGCCCUCAGUGUGUUGCUCUUGGCUCCUUCCCUCGGUCUAAAUGCUUCGAACCCGGGCCUGUGCCGACUAACUGCUGCCCUUCUUCAUUUUUGAGCGUGUUAAUUAAGUGUGGUUCUACAGUGCCAGUCAUUCUCUAAAAACCCGCAGUGUCUGCAGUUACACAGCUGUGUUUUGCUGUUUUCAUUAGAUCUCCAGGCAAACGUCGGACCGUUGAGUAAAUAUUUCCGUCUGUCUGCUCUGUGCAACUGAUCACUUGAAUGCGGCAGGUUCUGUAUGACGUUUUCUAAUAAAGUAACUAAUAUUU